Messenger RNA from Cottoperca gobio, 1038 nucleotides. Its product is annotated as olfactory receptor 24-like. The record is from RefSeq and is a predicted model, not a curated record. Gene Ontology annotation, biological process: detection of chemical stimulus involved in sensory perception of smell; G protein-coupled receptor signaling pathway. The transcript has a single exon. The coding region runs from base 34 to 996 and encodes 320 amino acids. Gene Ontology annotation, molecular function: G protein-coupled receptor activity; odorant binding; olfactory receptor activity. NCBI's taxonomy places the organism in Eukaryota, Metazoa, Chordata, Actinopteri, Perciformes, Bovichtidae. Gene Ontology annotation, cellular component: membrane.
CAGACGCCGUGGACCAGCCUGCCGAGUUCAACGAUGUCUUCUCUCAGGACUGUUUUAAAUGAAUCUCUCAUCAUUCAUCCUCCAGGCUUCUAUAUCAUCGGAUUUGAGACAUUUUCCUACAUUAGUGUCUACAUUAUAUUUCUAGCGUUUGUCUAUGUGGUCACACUAGUGUUCAAUAUUUUAUUGAUCUAUAUAAUUGCCCGUAACCACUGUUUACACACUCCAAAAUUUCUGGCUGUUGUAAACCUCGCAGUAAUUGAUGUAAUCUUAAACACAAGCACUAUUCCCAGCAUGAUUAAGACAUUCCUCUUCAAGGCCAACUUUAUUCCAUUCAACCUCUGUCUGUUGCAAAUGUUUAUGUACUACACUUUUGGGGUUUUGGAGUCAUAUGCACUCGCUAUACUUGCUUAUGACCGGUUGAUUGCAAUAUGUUUCCCUCUGCGUCACAACUCCAUCAACACAAUGCGGAGCAUGUCAUGUAUUGUCGGCCUGACUUGGUGUUAUGCUCUGGGUGUAAAUGCAUUUUCAAUAGUUAUAAUGACUCGACUUUCUUUUUGUAAUUCUGUCAGAGUGUUCAGCUAUUUCUGUGACUAUGCGCCUGUGUUUAGACUUGCCUGUAAUGAUUACACAUUGCAGGUGUCAGUUGCUUCAGCUUCUAGUAUGGUGAAUCUGAUGGGCCCUUUUACUUUUAUUAUUCUGUCUUAUGUCAGCAUCCUGGUCACGGUGUUCAGGAUGAAAUCACUAAGCAGUAGGAUGAAAGCUCUGGCCACUUGCAUUGAGCACCUAGUCCUUGUUGCCGUAUUUUACCUUCCGUUAUUCAGCAUUUUCUUGAUGGGGCUUUAUGUGCGAUCCAUUGACCCGGACCAGCGUGUGCUGAGCCUGUCGCUGGCCUCUUGCAUCCCACCCUGCAUCAAUUCUAUUGUCUAUUCUUUGAAAACCAAAGAGAUUAAAACCAGAGCCCUAGCACUGGUACACAGAGUGAAAUCAAGCCCUUGACCAUUUUCUUUACCAUUCAAAAGUAAUCUUUGAGAGUUUUAA